AUGAAAGUACUGUCCACAACUUCCCUCCUCUUCGUCCUCGUGUUCCUUUCCCAAAGCCUCGCGUCGGUCUGGGAGCUCACGUCUUUCCAGGUCCCACUCAUCAUCUCCUCGUGGCUAGGCAGCAGCAAUGCGACCCCGCGCGUCCCUCAAUUCCUUCUCGACGCGGGUCAUCCGUGGCUCACAACCCACGCCCGCGAGCUCUGCAGUCUCCCAGACGCGACAUCGUUUAUCUGCAUGCUCUCUUCCGACGAUGCCCACUCUCAAUAUGGCGGCAAAAUUUCUGUUGACGAUGAGAGCGCGAAGUUGCGCGAGCGCCUCGAGGUACCGGCGGAUCUGUUCCACCGGCUCGAAAUCAGGAAUGUCCGCGCCGGCAUGAGCCGCUACGGCUGGAAGAAUGCUCGCGACAGACUCAAUGAGAUGAAAGCGUGCCCGAGAGCACUCGCCGAAGUUCGCGAGUUGACGGUUGAUGUAUAUGUCCAUACUGGAAUGGGGUGGCAGACCUUGGGUGAUACCUGGGACACCCUCACCGCGGAAUCGAGGCUUCCCCCAAAGUCCCUGCCCGCGCUAUUCUCUGAAGUUACUGGGAAGAUGAAGAACUUGAGCAAGAUCGAAUGGAUGGUUCGCGGCGUCGAGGAGAAUGCGGCCAUUGGAAAGGCCUUUAUCGAGGACGGGACGCGCUUGCCUGGUGUCAAGCACCUGGUGACGACCAUGAAUGCGCCGUGGCUUGUCGACGCUUGUCCUUCACUGAACUCUCUCGAAGCGAAACACGAUGAUUUUGUCUGGGGAGAAGCUGCGCACACGAGGGACGUGGCCUGGUUCGCUGCCGCGGGGAAACUCAAAGGCCUGAGGAAGCUUGAUAUGGGAGAAGUCGAGUGGACUGGCACAAUGACUGAUUGCGUACUUCGAGAUACCCCUCACAUUGAAGAGCUCCAUAUAGGUGCGCCAGCCCAGGACUUCAAACAUAGAGACAUCAACCGGGGGAACUUUCUGCGGGAUCUUAUAAAAUCCCUCUCUCUUCUUCCCAGCCUCACGCAGCUUCACCUUCCGCCGUCCUAUGAACUGCAACUCGGCUAUGAUGGGGGAUCGAUGUGUGGAAACGCAUACAUGGGCGCAAACGGUGCUGUAUAUUGGCGCAGUAACAUGGCUCAAGGCCUUGAGGCAACGGAGUUGGCUGGGAAGAUUGUUCGGCAGGAGUUUCCGGGGUUGCAUGGAGUCUACGUCGGUGCAUCAUACGGGAACUUCGCGACUGAUGAUGAGGGAGAGCAAGUCAUUAUCUGGGAUUGGACUGGGAGGGUUGACGAGUGGUUGGAUGAGAAGCAGAUGGCUAUCGAUUUUACCGAUGAGCCAUAA
This is a messenger RNA of Colletotrichum scovillei, 1350 nucleotides long. RefSeq lists its product as uncharacterized. The record is from RefSeq and is a predicted model, not a curated record. Lineage: Eukaryota; Fungi; Ascomycota; Sordariomycetes; Glomerellales; Glomerellaceae. Bases 1 to 1350 code for a protein of 449 amino acids. The transcript is spliced from 3 exons.